AUGAUGCUCGUGGCGUAUGCUUGCUACUACCUCUUCUUCCAGGACGGAGGGGAUGGUGAUGAUGAUGACGAGGAGGAGGAGCAGGUGCUGGGCUUAUGGGACGGAGAGGAUGGGGAUGAUGAUGAUGAUGAUGAUGAUGAUGAUGAUGAUGAUGAUGAUGAUGAUGAUGAUGAUGAUGAUGAUGAUGAUGAUGAUGAUGAUGAUGAUGAUGAUGAUGAUGAUGAUGAUGAGGAGGAGGAGGAGGAGGAGGAGGAGGAGGAGGAGGAGGAGGAGGAGGAGGAGGAGGAGGAGGAGGAGGAGGUGAGAAGAAACGAGAAUGGCUGA
This is a messenger RNA of Closterium sp. NIES-65, 324 nucleotides long. Lineage: Eukaryota; Viridiplantae; Streptophyta; Zygnematophyceae; Desmidiales; Closteriaceae. The record is from the annotation of a GenBank genome assembly.